Phycomyces blakesleeanus NRRL 1555(-) is the source of this 381-nucleotide messenger RNA. RefSeq lists its product as hypothetical. The transcript is spliced from 3 exons. Lineage: Eukaryota; Fungi; Mucoromycota; Mucoromycetes; Mucorales; Phycomycetaceae. The record is from RefSeq and is a predicted model, not a curated record. Bases 1 to 381 code for a protein of 126 amino acids.
AUGUAUGGGAAUCGGGCAUUUUUUUGCAGUGCCUGGCAGUAUGAUAUAAUUAUCUUAACAAUCUUUAAGAUAUUAUCUACAGUACUAACUAUGAUAGCUACUACGCUAUCCCAAUAUGAAUAUGUUCUUAUAUAUGAUAAAUCCAACAUCCGAGUAUCUGGAUCACCACAUGACCUUCCGGCUUCCGUGGCGCAAUUGGCAGCGCGUCUGACUGUUAAUCAGGAGGUUGGUGGUUCGAGCCCACCCGGGAGCGCAUGUCAUGCAAUGCAUUUUAUUCAUGUUUUUGUUAUACAUUUUGUCGUUCCUGAUCUGGGAUGGUCUUCCUUUUACUAUAGCAAAGUCAAAAGGUCAAACCCACUGGGGAUCAAAGAGUAUAUGUAA